AUGAUUUUCACAUCUCCCUGGGGUCCUUUGAAAAACUGGCCUAAGCGUAACGGCGCGCAGUACAUGGUUGAUAGCCCUUUCCGUGAGUCUCUGGACAGGCCGGCUUUCAUUGAUGCGCCAACUGGCGAGGUCAUUACGAUCAGAGAGCAGAGAACCGCUAUCAGGCGCUUGGCUGCUCGUUUCCAGGACGAGUAUGACUUGAAAAAGGAUGAUGUGGUUCUGCUGUUUGGUUUCAACACUAUUCACACCCACACCAUUCACAUGGCAACUCUCAGUGUGCUUGCGGUUGUUUCGCCUGCGAAUAUUAUGUACAACGCCAGUGAGCUUGCUCACCAAGCCAGCGUCGUUCAGCCGAAACUUGUCAUUGCUGCAGACAACAAGCUCGAUAUUGCUCGUGAAGCGAUAAGGCACGCCAAGAUCGACACCACGGUUGUCUCCUACUCUCAAAUGCAGAACGAGAUUCGCCAUCUCAUCCACAACCCCUCUGCUCGUGAGCAAGCACCGAUCGAUUGCGACGGCACUACCCAGCAUGCCUACUACUGCUUUUCUUCCGGCACAAGUGGUCUGCCCAAGGGUGUGAUCACCACACAUCUGAACAUUGCUUCCAAUAUCGGCCAGCAGGUCGAAACAAACUCUGGUAUGAUUCGUGAGUUGCAUGUGUUUGGUGCUGUUCUGCCUAUGAGCCACAUCUACGGUCUUAACAGUUUCGUUUGGCUUUCACAGUAUCGCCAAGUCACCUGCGUUGUGUUCCCUAGUUUCGACUUUGAGAUGUUGUUGCAGUCAAUUGUCAAAUAUCGCAUCUCUAUGUUGGCUCUGGUCCCCCCCAUCAUCCUGCUUUUUGCAAAGCAUCCUUUGGUCGCAAAGUACCCAGACAUCAAAAAGUACUUGAAAUUCGUCAAGUCCGGCGCUGCUCCUAUUUCCAGCUCAACAAUCGACUUGGCUAGUAGUCGGCUUGGUAACCUGGACAUUACCCAGGGUUACGGCUUAACCGAAACCUCUCCCGUCACUCAUACCACUGGCUGGGAUGAGAAGGGCUAUGACAACUCCACCGUCGGCUGGCUUGUGCCUAGCUGCGAGGCUCGCUUAGUUGACCCUGAUACUGGCAAGGAUGUGGGAUACAAUGAGCGUGGUGAGCUUUGGGUUCGUGGCCCCAACAUCAUGGCUGGCUAUCUCAAGGAUGAGAAGUCUACCAAGAACACCUUCUCUGACGAUGGUGAGUGGUUCAAGACAGGCGAUGUUGCUGUGGUUGACAAGAGUGGCCAGUUCCAGAUCGUCGACCGUAUCAAGGAGCUUAUCAAGUCCAAGGGCCACCAGGUUGCCCCUGCCGAGCUUGAGGCUAUUUUGCUUUCUCACCCCAAAGUCAGCGACGCCGCUGUUGUAGGUGUUCGUGAUGAGGACGGUGUCACUGAGCUCCCCCGUGCAUAUGCAGUUUUGCAUGCCGAUGCGAACCCUCGUGAUGUUUUGAGCUGGUUCAAUAAGAAGGUUUCCAAGCACAAGAGAUUCUGGGGCGGUAUGGUCGUUGUGGAUGCUAUUCCCAAGAGCCCGUCCGGCAAGAUCUUGCGUCGUUUCCUUCGUGACAAGAAGGAGGAGCCUAAGAACGUCAUUGGCAUGGAACUCGCUCGCCUCUAA
Molecule: messenger RNA, 1629 nt
Organism: Wickerhamiella sorbophila
Lineage: Eukaryota; Fungi; Ascomycota; Dipodascomycetes; Dipodascales; Trichomonascaceae
Product: 4-coumarate--CoA ligase 2
Exons: 1
Coding region: 1-1629 (542 amino acids)
Biological process (GO): secondary metabolic process
Molecular function (GO): CoA-ligase activity
Source: RefSeq, a predicted model, not a curated record